This is a messenger RNA of Adineta steineri, 1113 nucleotides long. Lineage: Eukaryota; Metazoa; Rotifera; Eurotatoria; Adinetida; Adinetidae. The record is from the annotation of a GenBank genome assembly.
AUGAAUAACAGUUCAUACGAACUACUAAAUAAUUCCACAGAUAAACUUGAUGUUGUAAUACCAGUCAAAGAAUCUGCAUCAUCAUCCACAUCGAAUAAUGCCAGUGGAGAUACACUUAAAAGUCGCUAUAUACAAAUAGCAAUUGCCGUCGGUCUCUAUUGGUUUGUUUCGAUUACUAUGGUAUUUCUGAAUAAAUAUUUACUUAGCUCAAAAGAUGUUAAACUUGACGCACCACUAUUUAUUACAUGGUUUCAAUGCGUAGUAACAGUUGGAAUUUGUGGUAUACUUGGAAGUUUAAAUAAAAGUGUCUCAGCUCUUUCAAAAUUUCCUUCAUUUAAAAUUGAUCUGAAAAUCGCACGUGAUGUCCUUCCACUUUCGUUAAUGUUUGUUGCAAUGAUAAUAUUUAAUAAUUUAACUUUGAAACAUUUAACUGUAUCAUUUUAUAUGGUUGGUCGAUCAUUAACCACGGUUGCUAAUGUGGUGUUUACAUAUUUUAUGCUUGGUGAAAGAACUUCUUAUAAAGCGUUAGGUUGUUGUUCUCUUAUUAUUGCUGGAUUCUUUCUUGGUAUCGAUCAAGAAAAUGCAUUAGGUACUCUUUCAUUAUUUGGUGCAUCAUGUGGUAUAGCAUCAAGUAUAUUUGUGGCGUUAAAUGCUAUAUAUACAACUCGAUGUUUACCAUGUGUUGAUAAAAAUGUUUGGCGUCUAUGUUUAUAUAAUAAUUUCAAUGCUUGUAUUCUGUUUCUUCCUCUCAUGAUUAUUUUUGGUGAACUACCAAUUGUUUUUAGCUAUCCAAAACUUCUCAGUAUUUCAUUUUUAACUCCAAUGAUAUUAGCUGGUAUUCUGGGAUUUUCAAUGGGUUAUGUCACAGGUUAUCAGAUACAAAUGACAAGUCCAUUAACUCAUAAUGUAUCAGGUACAGCAAAAUCGUAUGUUCAAACAUUACUUGCUGUUAUGAUUUAUAUUGAAACAAAAACAACACUUUGGUGGAUAUCAAACUUAUUUGUUCUUGGUGGAUCUGGUCUAUUUGCACAUGUUCGUGCAGUAGAAAUGAAACGAAAACAUAAUUUAAAUAAUACUACUGAUAAUAAUUCAAAUAUAUCUGUAUCGAAAUAG